Messenger RNA from Coniosporium apollinis CBS 100218, 1056 nucleotides. RefSeq lists its product as uncharacterized. The transcript is spliced from 4 exons. Gene Ontology annotation, molecular function: protein binding. Gene Ontology annotation, biological process: Golgi organization. NCBI's taxonomy places the organism in Eukaryota, Fungi, Ascomycota, Dothideomycetes. The coding region runs from base 1 to 1056 and encodes 351 amino acids. Gene Ontology annotation, cellular component: Golgi apparatus. The record is from RefSeq and is a predicted model, not a curated record.
AUGUUUGGAGCACUCAACAGGUUGAUCUCGCGCCUCGAUGCUGAACCUCAGGAGCAGAAGUCAGGCAUCCAAGGCGCGUACGGCUUCCAAGUGUUGAGAAACAACAACCUCGAGCUGCCGAUUGAGCCGUGGUUUGAUUUCAUCAUCGGCAUCAACGGAAGAACCAUCGACAACCCCGAUCCAAGUCUCUUCGCGGCCGAAGUGCGAAACUGUGCGGGCUCAGCGAUUAGCUUAGGCUUGUUCAGCGCAAAAGGCCAGCGCAUACGUGAGAUCUACACCCAAGUGCCGACGAAUCCUCCGUCGCUUGGGUUGUCUCUGCAAUGGACUCCUUUGACCACGAUCGAAGACGUGUGGCAUAUCCUCGAUGUCAUGCCGAACUCGCCUGCCGACCUCGCUGGAUUGCUUCCGUACGGUGAUUACGUGAUCGGAAGUCCGGAAGGUCUUGUCAGAGGGGAGUCUGGUCUUGGUGAGCUCGUAGAAGAUUACAUGAACCGACCCCUGCGCCUCUACGUCUACAACCACGAAUACAACGUCACGCGUUCCGUAACCAUAACGCCCAACCGCAGCUGGGGCGGUACCGGCGCCCUGGGUUGCACACUCGGCUUCGGCGCGCUCCACCGAAUCCCAGCGCCCUUGGAAGAACCUCCCCAAGCGCCAGGAGAGACGCUAUUCGAAUCUGCGCCUGAAGAGAAACGACCGAUAUCCUCCAGCUCGGCAACCAUGGAACCUGCGCCUCAGUUCCCGCCCGCAUCCUCUGAGUUCCUCGUCCCAGCUAAUUUGCGGUUCCAAUCGAAGUCUCCGCCGCCACCAGGAGGACCACCAAAGUCUCAUAGGAAGGCCAGACAGCACCAUGCAAUCGCGCCGGCGUCGGCCAUGGAUGAGUACUUCAAGGAAGGUGAGGCAAAGAGUCGGGAGCAAGAUUACUCCCCGGCGUCGAAAACCGGUCCGUCGAAACCGCCACCGCCGAAGGUUGGAGGUCCGCCAAAGGCUGGCGCGCCGCCCAGAGUUGUGUCGCCGGCAGUGGAUGGAAGUGGUGCGGAGAGUGCUACAGAGUGA